UCACCGACGGGUGGACGGACUGACCGCCGGAGGACGGCCGGCCUGGGCGGUGGCAACUCGGGCCCGAUGGCGCGGGUCGCGUGAGGCGGCAGGCCGAGUGCGGCCCGCGGUGCGCCCGCCCAGCGAUGCGGGCCCCGCCCGUCGCCUCAGGUGCCAUUUGGAUAGUACUUUAGCGGCACGAUGUACUCUGAGUGGCGGUCACUGCAUUUGGUGAUUCAGAAUGAUCAAGGCCAUACCAGUGUGCUACACAGCUAUCCAGAGAGUGUUGGGCGAGAGGUGGCAAAUGCAGUGGUCCGUCCUCUUGGGCAGGCAUUAGGUACCUCUUCAGUGGCUGGUAGUGAGAGUUUGUUAAAAACUGACAAAGAAGUAAAAUGGACCAUGGAAGUAAUUUGCUAUGGACUGACCCUUCCUUUAGAUGGAGAGACUGUAAAAUACUGUGUUGAUGUAUAUACAGAUUGGAUUAUGGCUUUGGUGUUGCCGAAAGAUUCUAUUCCAUUACCAAUUAUUAAAGAGCCUAAUCUGUAUGUUCAAAGUAUAUUAAAACACCUACAAAAUCUUUUUGUACCAAGACAGGAACAAGGCUCCAGUCAGAUCCGACUAUGCUUACAGGUUCUGAGAGCCAUUCAGAAACUGGCCCGUGAGUCAUCCAUCAUGGCUCGAGAAACCUGGGAAGUUUUACUGUUGUUUCUUCUGCAAAUUAAUGACAUUCUUCUGGCCCCACCAACUGUUCAAGGUGGCAUUGCUGAGAACCUAGCAGAGAAGUUGAUUGGUGUUCUCUUUGAAGUUUGGUUGCUAGCUUGCACCCGGUGCUUCCCAACGCCUCCUUAUUGGAAGACAGCCAAGGAGAUGGUGGCUAACUGGAGGCACCACCCUGCAGUGGUGGAGCAGUGGAGCAAAGUCAUCUGUGCACUCACAUCCAGAUUGCUCCGCUUUACAUACGGUCCUUCAUUUCCUCCUUUUAAAGUUCCCGAUGAAGAUGCCAAUCUGAUCCCUCCAGAAAUGGACAAUGAGUGUGUUGCACAAACAUGGUUUCGAUUUUUGCACAUGUUAAGUAAUCCUGUGGACCUAAGUAACCCAGCCAUUAUAAGCUCAACCCCCAAGUUUCAGGAACAGUUCUUGAGUGUAAGCGGGAUGCCGCAGGAGCUGAGCCAGUACCCCUGCCUUAAACAUCUGCCUCAGAUAUUCUUUCGUGCCAUGCGUGGAAUCAGCUGUCUGGUGGAUGCAUUCUUAGGCAUUUCUCGACCAAGAUCAGACAGUGCUCCUCCAACACCCGUGAACAGAUUAAGUAUGCCUCAGAGCACUGCUGUGAAUACCACACCACCACAUAACCGGAGGCAUAGGGCUGUUACUGUGAAUAAGACCACCAUGAAGACAAGUGCAGCUACUACUGUUCACACCUCGAAAGUCCAGCACCAGGCAUCCUCUACUUCUCCUCUGUCAAGUCCAAAUCAGACUAGUUCAGAGCCCAGGCCACUGCCUGCCCCUCGGAGACCAAAGGUUAACAGCAUCUUGAAUCUCUUUGGAUCAUGGUUAUUCGAUGCAGCAUUUGUUCACUGCAAACUUCAUAAUGGGAUAAACAGAGACAGCAGCAUGACUGCAUCUUUUAUCCAAAUUCUUCUUUCUUAUAAAUCUUCCAUUGCAACACAAGCUAGCAUGGAGUUUCGGCGAAAAGGGUCCCAAAUGUCCACAGACACCAUGGUUUCCAAUCCCGUGUUUGAUGCAAGUGAAUUUCCUGAUAACUAUGAAGCAGGAAGAGCUGAGGCUUGUGGGACAUUAUGUAGAAUUUUUUGUAGCAAGAAGACUGGAGAAGAGAUUCUGCCAGCUUAUUUAUCCAGAUUUUACAUGCUUUUAAUUCAAGGUUUGCAGAUAAAUGAUUAUGUGUGCCAUCCUGUCUUGGCCAGCGUUAUUCUAAACUCCCCUCCUUUGUUCUGCUGUGACUUGAAAGGGAUUGAUGUUGUGGUUCCUUACUUUAUUUCAGCUCUUGAAACCAUUUUGCCUGACAGAGAACUCUCAAAAUUCAAAAGCUAUGUAAAUCCAACAGAAUUGAGAAGAUCCUCCAUUAAUAUCCUGCUUUCUUUGUUGCCCCUCCCUCAUCAUUUUGGCACAGUCAGAUCUGAGGUGGUCCUAGAAGGAAAGUUUAGUAAUGAUGACAGCUCUUCUUAUGAUAAACCAAUAACUUUUCUGUCCCUGAAGUUGAGACUUGUGAAUAUACUAAUAGGUGCCUUGCAAACAGAAACGGACCCUAACAACACCCAAAUGAUACUAGGAGCUAUGUUAAAUAUUGUUCAGGAUUCUGCACUUUUAGAAGCCAUUGGUUGUCAAAUGGAGAUGGGUGGUGGAGAAAACAACCUAAAGAGUCAUAGUCGCACUAAUAGUGGCAUUAGUUCAGCAAGUGGAGGAAGCACAGAACCUACAACGCCUGAUAGUGAGAGACCCGCUCAAGCUCUCCUAAGGGAUUACGCUCUUAAUACAGAUUCAGCUGCUGGGCUCCUGAUUCGCAGCAUUCAUCUCGUCACCCAAAGACUCAACUCACAGUGGCGGCAAGACAUGAGCAUAUCCUUGGCAGCUCUAGAGCUCCUCUCCGGCCUGGCAAAGUCCAGGACCCAAACCCAGGGAAUAGUGCCACUCUCCUUUAAGGUGAAGGUGAUGGUUGACUUGGGAGACCGGAAGCGUGCCAUCAGUUCUGUGUGCAGUUAUAUUGUAUACCAGUGCAGUCGGCCAGCUCCUCUUCACUCCCGGGAUCUGCACUCCAUGAUAGUGGCAGCAUUUCAGUGUCUCUGUGUCUGGCUGACAGAGCACCCUGAUAUGCUGGAUGAGAAGGAUUGCCUUAAAGAAGUACUGGAGAUUGUAGAACUGGGUAUCUCAGGAAGCAAGUCCAAGAACAGUGAGCAAGAGGUCAAAUACAAAGGAGAUAAGGAGCCAAACCCUGCGUCCAUGAGGGUAAAGGAUGCUGCAGAAGCCACUUUAACAUGUAUCAUGCAGUUGCUUGGCGCAUUUCCUUCACCCAGUGGUCCUGCCUCUCCUUGUAGUCUGGUGAAUGAGACCACUCUGAUCAAAUACUCCAGGCUGCCAACCAUAAACAAGCAUAGUUUCCGGUACUUUGUCUUGGAUAACAGUGUCAUCCUGGCAAUGCUGGAGCAACCGCUUGGAAAUGAGCAGAAUGAUUUUUUCCCCUCUGUCACUGUGUUGGUCCGGGGAAUGUCUGGAAGACUUGCAUGGGCUCAGCAACUUUGCCUUUUACCCAGAGGAGCAAAAGCAAAUCAGAAGCUUUUUGUGCCAGAACCUCGCCCAGUUCCUAAAAAUGAUGUUGGAUUUAAGUAUUCUGUGAAACAUCGACCAUUUCCUGAAGAGGUGGACAAGAUUCCUUUUGUAAAAGCAGACUUGAGCAUUCCAGAUUUACAUGAAAUUGUCACCGAAGAAUUAGAAGAGAGGCAUGAAAAACUAAGGAGUGGUAUGGCCCAGCAGAUUGCAUAUGAAAUACACCUGGAACAGCAGAGCGAGGGAGAAUUGCAGAAGAGAAGCUUCCCUGAUCCUGUUACGGAUUGUAAGCCCCCACCUCCUGCCCAAGAAUUCCAAACAGCUCGCCUUUUCCUUUCUCACUUUGGAUUUUUGUCCUUAGAGGCAUUGAAGGAACCUGCAAAUAGUCGUCUACCUCCUCACCUCAUUGCACUCGAUUCUACCAUACCUGGGUUUUUUGAUGACAUUGGGUAUCUGGAUCUCUUGCCAUGUCGUCCUUUCGACACAGUUUUUAUUUUCUAUAUGAAACCAGGUCAGAAGACGAACCAAGAGAUUUUAAAGAACGUGGAGUCUUCCAGAAAUGUUCAGCCACAUUUCCUAGAAUUUUUGCUUUCCCUUGGCUGGUCAGUAGAUGUGGGCAGACAUCCUGGUUGGACGGGACAUGUGUCCACCAGUUGGUCAAUUAAUAGUUGUGAUGAUGGUGAAGGGUCUGAACAAGAUGAAGUAACUUCCUCUGAAGAUGCUGGGGCUAGCAUUUUCAAUGGGCAGAAGAAGGUGCUGUAUUAUGCUGAUGCCCUAACGGAAAUAGCUUUCGUGGUUCCUUCUCCCGUGGAGUCCUUAACUGAUUCUUUGGAAAGUAAUAUCUCAGACCAAGAUAGCGACUCAAAUAUGGAUCUUAUGCCUGGAAUUCUGAAGCAGCCACCCCUGACACUUGAGCUGGUCCCCAAUCAUACAGACAGUCUUAAUUCCUCACAGAGGCUCAGUCCAAGUUCCAGAAUGAAGAAGCUGCCUCAGGGUCGCCAUGUGCCUCCCCUUGGACCUGAGACAAGAGUGUCUGUAGUCUGGGUGGAACGCUAUGAUGAUAUAGAAAACUUUCCCCUCUCAGAUCUUAUGACUGAGAUCAGCACUGGUGUGGAAACUACUGCAAAUAGUAGCACUUCUCUGAGAUCUACAACUCUUGAAAAAGAAGUCCCCGUUAUCUUCAUCCACCCCUUAAACACUGGAUUGUUCCGGAUAAAAAUCCAAGGAGCCACUGGAAAAUUUAACAUGGUCAUCCCCCUUGUUGAUGGGAUGAUAGUCAGCCGGCGAGCACUUGGCUUUCUGGUGCGGCAGACUGUAAUAAACAUUUGUAGAAGAAAGAGACUCGAGAGUGAUUCCUACAGCCCACCACAUGUCCGUCGGAAACAGAAAAUCACUGACAUUGUCAACAAAUACCGGAAUAAGCAAUUGGAGCCAGAGUUUUAUACUGCCCUUUUCCAGGAGGUUGGACUCAAGAACUGCAGUUCUUAGAGCACAGUUGGUCCAGGGCAAUGGACUGCAGAAUGAGCUCAGACAUCAAAGCAAGACAGUCCUGAAAAAUAAAAGUGAAUCACUCCCAACAACAUUGUUGAAUCACCAGAAGAAACACGAUGUGAAGGCACUGGCUUGAGGACCGCCAGCUUUCUAAUGAGUGGACCUCACACAGUCACACUCCUGCUGAAAAUGACAACAAGCAUUUUAGCCAUAAACUUUCUUUUAAAGUGACAAUUUUAGUAAAAUACAAGCCUUUUGAGGAUAAAGGCUUUAAUGCAUCAGUUAAAUACAUGCAUUGGUAGUGUCAACAGGCUUGCAAGUUAGGAGCUGAAGAUAGUUUAUACCUCGCUUUUUAGGAGGGUGUUUCAGAACUAAGAUCGGUCUCAGAAUCUUCCAGAACUUUUUAAGGCUUAAGUUGAUACUGUGGAGAAGGAAAGAGGCUGCAGCUUUGUCCUCAUGUUUUGAUCCAUUUGUCACCCGUCACACUGACAGGGUAAAACAUAAAUGGGUUUUGCUCAGUUAAGUAUGACAUUAAAAUUUUUCCUAUUUUCUCUCCAUAUUUAAGCAAGUUGUCCGUCUCAUUGCCCUGGAGCUGUUAUAUGACCUCAGCUUCUUAGCAAGCAGAUGGAAAUGGAGGCACAGCUGUGUUCUCUGAUGGUGUACUAGUCAUGUUUGCGUUAAAAACUAUGAGCAAGCAGUGGUGCCUCCUGUCUCCAUUACUUUUCAGUUUGAUGGCAUGAUGACAGGGUAGACACGGUUCCUCGAUUAAAUACCAAGAAAUGUGAGUUCACAACAGGGGCUGAAAAUUAUCUGGCUUCAUCCUUCAUUGUUUUUUCAGGGCCAAGCAGCAGGCUGCAGUAGUUGAUAGAGGGUUGUGUUCAUGGUUCAGGAAGAAAUGUCCCACUGCCACUCAGCUCUCUUUUAGUGAACAUCUGGUUCACACUCCACAGAAUCUGUCAUCUCCUUAGGUGGCUGCUUGCUGUUAUGUUUCCUGGUCUUAUUCAGCUGAAGGCACAAGUCCCUAGCAGGACUCUGGAAUAUUUCUGCCUCUGACUGCUGCUUUUCUGCCAGGGACAAAGCAUAGGAGGUGGCCAGAACCACACUGUUUUAGAAGGACCCCUGUUACAGUGCUCAGUAUAUACCUAUUUUUCUGUUUUCUUCUUUGGUAAGAUUGUCUUAGAAAACAAAUGACACUUACAGUCCAAAGAGGAAUCAUCAGAGUUGAACAGGGGUGUUCCCACUGGCCCUCUGUUGUCACCAAGUCUUGUAGAGCAAGGUUCUUUUCCUAGAAUAUUCAGGGCAGUGCUGUACCUGCUCCCCUGUGCAUGUGCCUCCAGUAGAGAAGCUUGUGUCCUGCCAUCUCUGAGCAAGAACCAUGGGUGCAGCAGCCCUUGGUCUGAACUUUGCCACCACCCCCUUUUUUUCUCAGCUCAGGUACACACACACCCGCCUUGUGUCUUCCUCAUCCUUUGUGUCCUCCUCUUCCUCCCCACUGUGAGUCCAGUUUCCAUUCAAGGCAUAUGGUGUUCUGUCUUUUGACUUUUUUUUUUUUUUAAGUCAGGCAAUAAUCCAAUGUUUCCAGGUGAUACCAUGAGGUGAGGAAUGGUACAAAUUAAUAGUGGGUUUUACCCUAAAAGUAUUCUCAUAACUUAGCAAAAAGAGGUGAAAUUGAACAAUCUUUAAGAUGCUUUCAGAUUGUCACUUCAUGGGAAAAAUGGGUUCUUUGUUCUAUCUGAGGUGAACAAAGAAUCUAUGCAUCCAAGUGCAACUUACAACAUUCCAUAGGCUACAAAGAACUGAUAAAGAUGUACUUCCUCACCAUGAUUCUUCUGAAAACUUUUACUUUGGAUAUUGUUUAAAUGAAACCAGAAAGAUACGUAUGGGAUAUAUGUGUUGGGUGGGCUUACUGGCCUUUCCCCUUCAGUUGGCUCUAAUUUCUAACUUCGUAAUUCUGAUGACUUUGAGAGAGAACAACCGUGGCUGAUGCAGUUCAAUAUCUGGUGUACGUGGCAGUUUCCCGAGGGCUACACACCCGAGGCAGAGAAGUCCUAGUGUGCAUAGCCAACAGAACUUUACAUGCGCACACACACACACACACACACACACACACACACAGGUUCCCUCUGCUCCACACCAUCUGCCCACCAACCAAGUGCGAAACCUUGGGCCUCAGAGUGUGGUUUGGAAUCCUGCUCACUGAGUUUAUCCUCCUGCCUGCGCUAAGAUCACUUUGAAAAGAAUCUUGUCAGAGGAACAUACUUAGUACCUACAGUAAUCUUAGUAGUUCACUUGAUAAAUUUGCCAGCACACGUUCAGAAACGUUGGAGAAACACUAGAACCAGUCUGGAUUGUGGUUUUAAACUGCUCAGUUGCUGUACGUGGAUGCCCAGGCACUCUCAAAGAGGAAAACAUUCCCUAAGGUUUAGGCUGGUGGCCCCUCCUGUUUGCUUCUGAAGCUGGGGCGGGUAAGGGGGCUUGCUCCUUUGCCUGGAAGCACAGGAAACAGACCUUGUAACCACUUCAAACCUUGCAGCCACCUUUCCCUCUUGUCUAGAGUUUUCUCUUAAGACCUGCUGGCCUUUGGCCCCUUGAAAAGAGUUAAUUACAAUGGUCGGGCAGCCCUCCCCAGCCAUAUGAUGUGUGUGCCAUGCACAUGUGUAUAUGAGCAUCUCCCUCUUCCAGCGGCCCAGUUUUAGAGUAGCUCCACCUCUGGACUCACCUCUAAAAAUACCUACACUAUGGCUGGCCCUGUCAGUGUCUGGCUCACAGGUAGUAGGACAGCCUGAAAGAAUAGCUCCCCUGUCUAAGCUGGGGAAACAGUCAGGUUCUACAGACUGACCUCUAUGGUGAUGAGUUUCCCAGAGUGCAUUCCUGUUGAAAAGUGGAAUCAUCCCCCCAGCGUCAGCCUUGGGCAGAGAUGGGUAAAUGGUGACAACCAUCUUGGAGGUCAUCUGACACUCUCAUGGCAGCAGAUGUCCCUUAGCAUUUAAAGCCUGUUCAGGCUGGAGGAUCUGUGUUAACAGUGACCAUUGGCAUCCACUGGUCUGUUUCCAGCACACCCUGACAUCCCCUCUUCCUGAGGGAUCCAUCUGGACAGUGGGGUCACUGGACUUGCUGCUGGCAGAGCCAUGCACUGCAUAGGGUUUUCUCAGAAUAGCCACCCUUCUUGUUCAGACAAGUUUUUUUAAUGAUGAGGAAAAUGUGUAAUUCGGGAUUCCACAGUGCCUUGCAUACAGUAGGCGCCCAAUACCUAUUUGUUGAAGCAAAUCAAGUUCUUUGUCCCCACAGUGACCAAGGCAUCUUCCUCUGAAGGGCUUGGCAGUUGUGGCUAAAAACUAAGUAUCAUUAUUUGCUCAAAACCAUAUUUCCAAUUUGUAUGAAUUUCGGUAUAUUGCCAAGAUGGGAUCUUUUUCCUGUUGUAUUUUCUGUAAAUAUUUCUGCCACUGAUCUGUAAAGUAAAGGAGAUGUAAAUACGAA
Messenger RNA from Phodopus roborovskii (desert hamster), 8226 nucleotides. RefSeq names its product Ral GTPase activating protein non-catalytic subunit beta (gene Ralgapb). The transcript is spliced from 32 exons. Lineage: Eukaryota; Metazoa; Chordata; Mammalia; Rodentia; Cricetidae. The record is from RefSeq and is a predicted model, not a curated record. Bases 181 to 4746 code for a protein of 1521 amino acids. Gene Ontology annotation, molecular function: GTPase activator activity. Gene Ontology annotation, biological process: activation of GTPase activity; regulation of small GTPase mediated signal transduction.